AUGGCCGCAAAUGAUGAUGCCAAACGCGAAGAAGAAGGCAGUCGCAGUGGUCGUGAAGACCACGAAACGACGGGAGGAGCGGUCGUGGUAAAAGCGCGCGUGGCACCGUCCGGCGCGUUUGGUUUGCCGAUGUCGUUCGAUUUGGUGUGUCGUUCGAUUGUGUUCUUGGACGACGCGCUUUGCGCGUUUCCGGUUGGUCACGGCGUCUUGUUGGUGGAGAGCGAACGUGGGAGGCAAGUGGCGUUCGUACCCGGGACGCCCGGGCAGAGGAAAGUGACCGCGAUCGCGGCGAAGAAGUGUUUUGGGGGUGGGAGCGCGAGGGAGAGAAGCGAAGACUUUUUGGAGCAGGAGGAAGAGGAGAGAGGAAAAGGCGGUCAACAAAGAAGGGAGGCGGGAGUAUCUUCUGCUUCUGCUUCUUCUGCUUCUGCUUCCGGACCGAUCACGUUUACUGGCGAAAAUGCUUCUUUACUCGCGAUUGCAGAGAGUGGAGACGAGGAAAUAGGACCGUCGAUUGUGUUGUGCGCGAUACAUCGACAGACGCAAAGGCGCGCGAGGUUGAGAACGUUUUCGUUGAGAGACGCGAUCGGGACAGACGGGAAGAAAAGUUCGAGCUCUUCUUCCAGUGCAACAGGAGCUUCGAUGAGUGGAUGUUUCGGUGAGUAUGCGUUCACGGAGGUGUGUUUUUCAACCGAUGGAGCUUCGAUUGUAGCGAAAGUGCAAAGAGUUUCGGACGAGAACGAUUGGACCUUGCGUUCGUGGACUUUCUCGGAUCUGACGAAGCGCACCAACGUCAGUAACGACGGUGAUAUCAAUAGUAAUCAAGAACUGUCGACGAGCAAUCCGUUUCCUGCGUCGUCUGCUUACUCUGAUAUUUUCUCUGCGGGUAAAAAGUCCUCGUCGGUGUCGAACGUGUCGCACGUGAUUGGUUUUCUUCCAGAGCCGCGCAUAAGCGUCGGUCAACGCAACCAUUCAACGUCACACUCCAAUCCGGCGAGUUUUAAAUUUCAUCCACGCGAGAGAAAUACCGUUUCAGCUGUCGCUAUGAGCGUGAUCAGAAUGUAUAAGCUCCCUCAAAAGUCAGAGGCUGACUUAUAUGCCGCAUCUUCGGCGUCGGGGAGUCGGGGCGUUAUCAAACUCGCCAGCGCAAUACCAUUCGGGGAAGCCUUUGAAGGAGAUGAACCAGUCGAUCACGCGUGGUUAGAGAAAGGAAACGGAGAGAGAGUCGUUGUUGCAUUUAAAAGUGGACAAGCGUUGAUACUAGAACAAUCGCAACCGAUAUUUAUUAUUCGAAACUGCUUUGCGCAAAAUAAUAAUAGCUACAAUAUUGGCGCAACGGGUGUAUGUGCCAUCGGCGCACGAGGUUUUUGUAUUUUCGGAACUAACGGAAGCCUUUCCGUGUAUAACAGAAAUGCCGAUCGAAAGAUUACCGCAGGUAAAGAGCCAUACGGUAAAAUCCGAGUUUGGUCUGUUCGUAGGAAAAACCAAGCCUAUGAAGAUAGUCCGGAAGAAGAAGAAGAAGAGGAAGAAGAAGGUGAGGUAGACGGAGUAGAUGAAGACGCGGUCGAUGAGAAGAAUGUGAAGAAUCGCAACUGCAACUCGCGUGAUGGUACAGAAUUCGAUGACGUUUGUGGCAAAGAUACUACAGAUACUAGUAUUUGUCAGUCGCAAGAAGUGCGUUGGAUCAUUGAAAGGGGAGCGAUUGUUUCUGCGGACGUCUCUCCGUGCGGCGAAACUCUUAUCGUGUGGAUGGACCAUCCAACGAACGAGCUUUACACUCUCGCAGUCUCAGAUACAGACGCAUCGGUUCGGGAAAUAACGACCGAGAAGGAAGCUUCCAGCGAUUGUGAACAGAGCGCUUUGCAAGGUACCGCGCAUAGUGACGUGUUCCAAGUACUUUUGCGGGAAAACUUCAGCGUCACAGCUUCUGAACGCUCGAAACUACCCGGUGCGACAAACUCGACGAUAUCGUUUUCUUCCACGUUUAAUCAAGAUGCCAACAGAUCGUCAUGUGGUGGUAAUAUGAUAUCGCACAACGUUGUGCUUCCAUCUCCAUCCUCGCGUGCAAGUCAUUGCGCUUUGAAACCGAUACUCGCUACGUGUUCCACUGACGGCGCCGUUCGUAUCUGGUCUACUAAAGAGAAGAAUAAAAUGUUGUUUGGUGGCAUUUCUACCGCGUUGACGACCAGUGAUGUGCAUUCAGAGACGACCGCAAAGUCGUCAGAUCGCGGCUCUAGUACGAGCACGUCUACAGAGUCGUCGGCUUUUAGCUGUGCGCUUGAACUUUGUGAGCACUUCCCAGAGACGCCACUUUCAGUAGCAUUGCAUCCGUCCGGACAUAUUCUCCUCGUUGGCUUCAACGAUAAACUCCGCAUGUUCUACAUUCACCGCGACACUCUCGAAAAAGCUCGCGAGUUUCCAUUGAAGAACGUGCGUGAUGUCAGUUUCGCACACGGUGGACACAAGUUUGUGGCCGCGCAUGGUAACUGUGCCAAGAUUUUCGACACGUAUACAGGCGCAAAUGUGUCGACGCUUCGGGGACACUCGUCAAAGGUUAGACGGGUAAAAUGGACGAGUGACGACGAAAAUGUCGUUACUAUAGGUGCGGACGGUUGCUGUUAUCGCUGGGAGUUACACGGUGUUGAUGCUUUAUCUGGAGAACACAAGAGAAACGCAGAACACGCGAGAAAGGGGUGUCGAUACGACGACGUCGCACUUCUGCCGAAAGAACUCGGGAAUGGCGUGUUUUUAGUUGGAAGCGAUCGAACAAUUAAAGAGCUAGACGGUGAAAAGUUUGGCGCAGGUUCGUGCCGAGAAUUUGAAAUCUCUUCAUCCAUGUCAGCGCUCUCUUGUAACGGCGGCGGUGACGGUACAGCCGGAACGACUUUCGACCAGAGCGGAAGUGAUGAGGAGCACAGCAGAAUGGUCUCGCGACGAAAAGCAACUACUCUAACAUCUGCGUGCUUUGUGCAUUCAUCUCGACUCCUGGUAUGUGGUACAUCCUGCGGUGCGUUGCGGGUAUACACAACUCCGUUGACCGGAGAAUUUCGUGAAUAUCGAUGCGCGAGCAAUCGGGAAAUUACAUCCAUAUGUGCGUCCGAUACUGAGAAGAGAGUGUUCGCGUGUGCCUCGGACGGAACAAUGUUUGCAUUCGAGAUUAUUAUAGAAUCUGAUUCCGGUGCAUUCAAUUUCAAUAACCCUCUUCCUCGGUUUGAUAAAAAUAGAAGCGUAAAAGAUACGAGCGACGCUGACGCGCCAGACGACGUGCUCAUAUCGCGCCUCGUCCUACUUGAAAAGGAGAAGAGCAUAGCAGAUCUCCGUUCAAGAAUUCGUGAACUUCGCGCCAGACACGAAUACGAGCGUCGAGUGUCCGACCAACGGAAUCGAGAAGAAGUUAAUCGUCUAGAAACGCAGCGUAAGAACGAUCUGGAAAGAGAAAUCGCCAAGCGAACGAGGUUGCGAGAAACAUUUCUGGAGGAGAGGGCAAAAACUGAAGAGAAAACGCGCAGCGAAGACGAAACGCGCCGAACACGCGAAGAACACAAAGAGAGAGAGUAUAGGCGUAAACUCGCGAAAGAGUUUGAGAAGACUGAAAACUUAAAAGUCGUGAAAGAUGAGGAAAUUGCGAAGUGGGACGAGCAAAAUUCAGCAUUGGUGCAGGCCCAUGAGGCGUACGUCAAAGAAUCGGAAGCGAAAUUGGAGAAAGAGACGCGACUUUUACAGCAUAAAAUCGCGCAGCUAGAAUUAGAAAUUCGCACAGAGAAGGAAAUUAGCGAAGAGACGCAGCGCCAAGUUGAAGAAGACGCCGACGAAGAGAUUGAAAAUUUGAAAAAGGUAUUUCAGGAAAACGUGGAGUACGAGCGCCAUCGUUCUGCGGAGUUACGAAUUGAGCACGCGAAAACACGGAAGCUUCGCGAAAGCGCAACCAGAAACGAAGAAUUAAUGCGCGAAGAGGCCUCGUUAGCAAAGCGCGAGCGAGAUGUGCUCAAAGAAGAGCUGGAAAAGGCGAGACAAACUUUAGUAGAACGCGACGCUGAAAUACGUGAUUUGAAAGAAGACAAUAAAAAAUCGACUCGCGAGAUGCAAAAGAAGAUUGCAUCAGAACGGAAGCUCUCCUCUCAACUGACGGAACUUUCCGAGAGACUCGUCAAAGUCGAUUCUGAGAUUGUACCAAAGUUUGAGCGCACCGUGAACGAUUUGAACGAACAUUUACAGUUGAAGGAUAAAGAAAUAGUAAAAGUAUUGGCAGAAGUGAAAGCUCUCAAAGGCGAGUUGGAAGAAACAACACGCAAAGGAGAGAGCUUUCGCAAAGAAGCAAAGUUGAAGCGUAGAAACGCGGAAAAAUCGCAGCAGUUGAUUAAAAGAUUCCAGCGCGACUUGUUCCAGGUGGUGGAUAGAAAAGCAAACGAGGACUUCAAAGCGUUGAAAGAUGCCGUUGUGCAACUGUAUUCCCGAUACGCUCGCGAAGAAGACAUCAAGGAGAACGAAGUACACUUGACGCGCGCGGAAGAAGCAGCUCUUGCGGUCCAAAAACGGAACGAUGUAUUAGAACAAACUGUUGAGAAGUUACGUAAGCAAUUGAGGAAAGAAAGUGAGGCUCGGCGUAUCGAAGUAUCGAAGGUUUUGAAGGAAAAUCUGGAGCUCAGCUGA
This is a messenger RNA of Bathycoccus prasinos, 4647 nucleotides long. Its product is annotated as conserved unknown protein putative. The transcript has 2 exons. Gene Ontology annotation, molecular function: protein binding. NCBI's taxonomy places the organism in Eukaryota, Viridiplantae, Chlorophyta, Mamiellophyceae, Mamiellales, Bathycoccaceae. The record is from RefSeq and is a predicted model, not a curated record. The coding region runs from base 1 to 4647 and encodes 1548 amino acids.